AUGAGGUCCCUUGACUUGCUGAACCUCUCGGUCUUGGUCACUCGCGCCGUUGCAUCGGGCACCCAUGCCUGGACGCCUCGGGCAGCGAAUGACCAGAACUGCGAGCUGUACUCUGUCAAGGACGGUGAUACCUGCCUCAGCAUCAUCCGCCAGACCAAUGUUACGUUCGCACAGAUCAUCUCCUGGAACCCUGAUCUUGACAAGCAGUGCGCAAAUAUUACUGCGUUUGCAGGUCAAGAUAUCUGUGUCAGCAACCCAGAGGGCAAUUACGCUAUCCCAAGCAACUCCCAAGGGUCGCCAACCAUCGUCACUACUACUGCUCCCAUCCCGGACCCGACCCCAAACGAUACAUCAGACAGAUGUGCUGAGUACCAUCUUGUCACUGCAGGGGAAGACUGCGGCGUCUUCACUGUCAAAUAUGGUAUCACUCUCAAAGAUUUCAUCUUUCUCAACCCCCAUGUCUGGGAGAACUGCACAAAUGUCUACAAGGACUACUACUAUUGCGUCCGGCCUGUAGGGUAUAUCUCUACAUACCCGGGCUACUUGCCAACUACUUCUACCAAAGAGUUCGUCCAGACACCGUUUACGCCAUUGCCACUCGAAUAUGAUCCCCUCGCCGGCUUCGUUAGCACUAACCCUGUAAUUCCGCUUGCCAAUAAGACGCGCGAGGACUGCAGCUCAUAUUUGUAUCUUGCCAACAUCACGGCAACCCCGAAUCUUGCAGACUGUUGGUCCAUGGCCAUGGUUCAUGACAUUACCCCAGAACCCAUCUUCCACACCCAGCCUACAGAGCACGUCGAGUUCAAAACCGGUGCUGACCAGCGAAAAAGGAAUUUAUUCUCUGGAACCCUUCACUGGCCAAGUCUCCGUCUAACGCAUCUGAUUCUCACUCUUACAAUUAUCCUUGCACUGUCUCAGAGAGCGUAUCUUAUUGCGUCGCCCUCGAGUCCGCUACCCAAGAUAACAGCCCCUGGACAAGAAGAUGUCGAAGCUCCGCCCAGCCCACGUGCGGCCGGCGAGGUUGAGAAUUGCACUGCCUGGUUUGCUCCCGAGUCGUAUCACUCUUGCGAGUCUCUCCUCCUGACCACAUGGCUCGAGUUUGACGAUUUCUAUCGCAUGAACCCGUCGGUCAAAAGCGACUGCACCGGGUUGGCCGUUGGCACAUACUACUGCAUAUCGACCAACGCGGACGGCAGCCCACCGUUACUCGAGGACGAGGAUACCACGACCACCAGCGCCUCGGCUACGGCCACAGGCACGGACGUUGUCACUCCCAGUCCUGUGCAGUCUGGCAUAGCCUCCAACUGCAAUGACUUCUAUCUUGUGCAGGCAGGUGACGGAUGCUGGGCCAUUGCUAUCGAUCACGGUAUCGAGUUGAAUGACUUCUACGAGUGGAAUCCUGCCGUAAAGAACGACUGCUCUGGGUUGCAGGCUAAAGUAUAUGUAUGUGUCGGUAUAUAG
Molecule: messenger RNA, 1461 nt
Organism: Fusarium keratoplasticum
Lineage: Eukaryota; Fungi; Ascomycota; Sordariomycetes; Hypocreales; Nectriaceae
Exons: 7
Coding region: 1-1461 (486 amino acids)
Source: RefSeq, a predicted model, not a curated record